AUGCCCUGCUUCAUCUACAUCAACGGCUACCCAGGCGUCGGCAAGCUCACCGUCGCCAACGCCCUCUCCAACCUCAUCCCGCGCAGCCGCGUCUUCCACAACCACCUGGUCAUCGACCCCGUCGCCGCCAUGCUCGACCGCGACGAUGCCGACGCCGACGCCGGGGCCUACAACGACCUGAGGACCUCGUUCCGCAAACAUGCCCUCGACGCCAUCGCCACCCACCCGGCGCUGGCCGACAAGACUUUCAUCUUUACAGAUGCGCGCGAGUCAGGUCCCCUGGGCAGCGAAGCGGCGCGGGAUCACAAGACGGCCGCCGAUAGGAGGGGCGUGCCGUUCGUCUCGGUCGUGUUGCGUUGUGACGCGGAUGAGAGUGUCAAGAGAAUUGCAAGUCGGGUGGGUGUCGGGGAUGGUGUGGCGGCUGGCAACACAAAGUUGACUGACGGCGAGGUUCUGCUAAGAAUUCGGGACAAGGAGACCAUCUUUCAGUUCGGUGAUGAGAACGAAAUGUGUUUGGAUACCACGAGCCUAGGGUCGGAGGAUGCUGCGCACUUGAUUUUCCAACAUGUCAACGCCGUUUACAGUCGUCUUGAUAAAGACAGCCGAAGCUUAUGCCUCGUUUCUGCCGCCAAGCUCCAUCGUCUUAAUCUCACCAGGCGUAUACCAGAUUAA
Messenger RNA from Colletotrichum orchidophilum, 672 nucleotides. RefSeq lists its product as uncharacterized. Lineage: Eukaryota; Fungi; Ascomycota; Sordariomycetes; Glomerellales; Glomerellaceae. The record is from RefSeq and is a predicted model, not a curated record. The coding region runs from base 1 to 672 and encodes 223 amino acids. The transcript has a single exon.